Molecule: messenger RNA, 3688 nt
Organism: Nycticebus coucang (slow loris)
Lineage: Eukaryota; Metazoa; Chordata; Mammalia; Primates; Lorisidae
Gene: GABRB1
Product: gamma-aminobutyric acid type A receptor subunit beta1
Exons: 9
Coding region: 384-1808 (474 amino acids)
Biological process (GO): nervous system process; monoatomic ion transmembrane transport; signal transduction
Cellular component (GO): synapse; GABA-A receptor complex; neuron projection
Molecular function (GO): extracellular ligand-gated monoatomic ion channel activity; neurotransmitter receptor activity; GABA-A receptor activity
Source: RefSeq, a predicted model, not a curated record
GCCUUAGCCACCAGAUCGCUGAAAGCUCAGCUUAAAAAAAUAAUAAUAAAAAUCAGGUUGAGGGCAGAAAGGAAACGAACAUAGCAACCUCCCAGGCACGAAGGAAGCUCCGUAUACACAGGCACGUAGCAUCCUCUGCGUGGAAACAGCAGGUUGUCCCUGACGACCCAGAGGACGCGGAGUACCCCAUACAGGAACUUUAAAGGGGUUGAAAUCUGUUGCCUGUUCCACUAGGAAUAUUGUUUGCUAGGCGCAAGGUGUCUUUUGGUAGUGAGCACUCUCUGCGCAUGCGCAGGUCCAUUCGGGAAUUACUGCCCAGCCGCCGACUAAGUUGCAUUCCUUGAAUCUUCGCAGAAAAGACAAUUCUUUAAUUAGAGUUAGUAAUGUGGACAGUACAAAAUCGAGAGAGUUUGGGGCUUCUCUCGUUCCCUGUGAUGAUUGCCAUGGUCUGUUGUGCACACAGCGCCAAUGAACCCAGCAACAUGUCCUACGUGAAAGAGACCGUGGACAGAUUGCUCAAGGGAUAUGACAUUCGCUUGCGGCCGGACUUUGGAGGGCCCCCAGUGGACGUCGGAAUGCGGAUCGAUGUCGCCAGCAUAGACAUGGUCUCCGAAGUGAACAUGGAUUAUACACUCACCAUGUAUUUCCAGCAGUCUUGGAAAGACAAAAGGCUUUCUUAUUCUGGAAUCCCUCUAAACCUCACCCUAGACAACAGGGUCGCUGACCAGCUAUGGGUACCAGACACCUACUUUCUGAAUGACAAGAAGUCAUUUGUGCAUGGCGUCACAGUGAAAAAUCGAAUGAUCCGACUGCACCCAGAUGGAACAGUUCUCUAUGGACUCCGGAUCACAACCACAGCUGCAUGUAUGAUGGAUCUUCGAAGAUAUCCUCUGGAUGAGCAAAACUGCACCCUGGAGAUAGAAAGCUAUGGCUAUACCACGGACGACAUUGAGUUUUACUGGAACGGAGGAGAGGGGGCAGUAACUGGUGUGAAUAAAAUUGAACUUCCUCAGUUUUCAAUUGUUGACUACAAGAUGGUGUCCAAGAAGGUGGAGUUCACAACAGGGGCAUAUCCACGACUGUCGCUAAGUUUUCGUCUGAAGAGAAAUAUUGGUUACUUUAUUUUGCAAACCUACAUGCCUUCUACACUGAUUACAAUUUUGUCUUGGGUGUCAUUUUGGAUCAACUAUGAUGCAUCUGCAGCCAGAGUCGCACUAGGAAUCACCACAGUGCUGACAAUGACCACCAUAAGCACUCACCUCAGGGAGACGCUGCCAAAGAUCCCUUAUGUCAAAGCGAUUGACAUUUAUCUGAUGGGCUGCUUCGUGUUCGUGUUCCUGGCUCUGCUGGAAUACGCCUUCGUCAAUUACAUCUUCUUUGGGAAGGGCCCUCAGAAAAAGGGAGCUGGCAAAUCAGACCAGAGCACCAGUGAGAAGAACAAAUUAGAGAUGAAUAAAGUCCAGGUGGACGCCCACGGCAACAUUCUCCUCAGCACCCUGGAGAUCAGGAACGAGACGAGCGGCUCCGAGGUGCUCACGAGCGUGAGCGAGCCCAGGGCCACCAUGUACUCGUACGACAGCGCCAGCAUCCAGUACCGCAAGCCGCUGAGCAGCCGCGAGGGCUACGGGCGCGCGCCGGACCGGCACGCGGCGCCCGGCAGGGGGCGCAUCCGCAGGCGCGCCUCCCAGCUCAAGGUCAAGAUCCCGGACUUGACGGACGUGAACUCCAUAGACAAGUGGUCCCGAAUGUUCUUCCCCAUCACCUUUUCUCUUUUUAACGUUGUUUAUUGGCUUUACUAUGUACACUGAGGUCUGUCCGAACGGCUCCAUUUAGACUACUUUCCCUCCUCUUCUUUUUUAACCCUGCAGGUCCCUAGCAGCAACACUGCUGAGUUUUUUGAGGUAAGAGAUUCAGCCAUCCGAUUGGUUUUAAGUCUUGCAUAUCAAUGUCGAUUUUAUUACUGCACCAUGUUUACUUCAAAAAAAACUAUUUUUUUCCAGUCUACUGUGGUCCAGGUUAUCAGCUCUUUAAGAGCUCUAUUAAUUGCCAUGUUUACAAACAAACACAAAGAGAAAAGUUAGGUAGAUAGAUCUUUAGCAGUCUUUCCCUAGUUGCCCUGGAUUUUACUGAUUAAUUUUUUAAAUGAAAAUGAAAAGAGGACCGGGCUGUCCACCUGCACUGCUUCCUGGUAAACUGUAACAAUCUCAUGCUGCCAAAAAACAACACCACAAUUUCCAGGAUCUCAGAAGAAAACACAAAGCCAUUGACAAGUUACAGAUUUCCAGGAAGAAAAACAAAAAGGAGCCUAGAAAAGGAAGGAAGACUCCCCCCAUCCCUAAGUCACCUAGAGUCCCUUGGAGAAGGGCUCCUGGGCUCCCUGGAGCGGAAGGAAGGGCCAGUCAAGGUUAUGUACAUCCUGCCAUCUUCACCUCAAUGUUACGCUGGGUAUUCUAAAAACUGCUUCUUUCUCAGACUUUCCAGCAAAUUUUACAUAAACAUUAGAAUUCAAGUGAUAAACCUGGUAGCCAUUGAGAACAUUUUUUUCUCUUUUACUUAAAAAUAAGGAGUUUGAAGGGCAAUGGUCAUUUUUCUAACUGCCCAUCUCAAAGGAGCAGCCCUGAACUUGUUUCAUUAGGUUGGAACCCCUCGAGGCCAUGCCUGGAAGCUGGGCUCUCACUUCAUUUCCAUAGUUUCUGCUCCAGAGAACGUGAGAGAGAGAGGGGCGUGGGGUGAGUGUGGAGGUGGAGGUGGUGAGAGCUUCAGGGAAGGGACUGAUGAGCAAUUUUUGCUUAAGAAAAAUAUUGCCCUUUCCAUGAGGAAGGCAAGAUUUAUGUGCUGUGAAAGGGUGCCUGGGCAGUUAUCCGAACUGCCAAAUCUUAAAUCAAAUAGUAUAUAUUUCUUUGCCUUCCAGAGAGCAGUAUCUGAUGGUGACAGGCAGGUCACACCAGCCUCAGCCAAGCAUUUUAUGGCUCUGGUCUCUGUGCUGUGCAUUCCAGACAGGAAUGAACGCUUCAGGAGACACGCACACACCCAUAUUGCCAUCAUUCCCCUCUAGAUUCCCAUUUGAAAGAAAACCUUGAAAGUCACAAAGCCACAGAUAAAAACAAUGACAAUGAGAAAAGCACUGGGCCUUCAAACAUAUGCCCCAGCCCCUGAAGAACAGCCCUGUCUACUCUGAUUAAUCGCUGUCACUGCUCCUCUGCCUUAUCUCUGCUCAUGGCUGACUCUGUCAUCAUUCCCAUAGUAAGUGACAUCCUUCACUACCCCAACACAAUUCUAAACACGUCCAACCAGCUACAGUGGAGAUUCUUCCCAAAUUAUGCCAUUGAAAGCUUUUUGUUCUCUGCCAAAGUAUCUAGGAAUUCUCUGUGUUAAUUUGCAAGGCUGAAUGAAACCAUAAGUUGAGUAACCAGUGAUGUAGGUAAUUUGGAAACCGAUCCACAGCUGUGAAAUGAGAGUUAUGAUAAUAAUUUGUAUGUUGACUUCUUUUCAUGAUCUGGCUUUCUCCCUAAGGCUUUAAUGUUUAGGGUCAUGUUUAGGGUCAUGUUUACAAUAGCAUCAGCUGCUGGAAAUUAUAGUCUUAACUGGAAAGAUAAGGCUGAAUUCUUACCGUUCCACCGAAGAAAGGAGGGAGUUAAGAGAGAUUCUUUUAGAAAGCAGUAGGGAGGGUGGCUCCUGUGGCUCAGUA